CCGCCGGAAGCCGGAAGCGGCGCGCUGAGCUGACGUGUGGCGGGCGGCUGGUCGGGUGCCGCCAUGGAGACGCUCUAUCACCAGACCAACAAGCAAAUCCAGGAGGUCCAGUCUUAUAUGGGACAUCUGGAAACCUCAGACAAGCAGUCAGUGCACUUGGUAGAAAAUGAGAUUCAGGCAAGAAUAGACAGGAUAUUCAGCAACUUGGAGCGCCUAGAAAUCCUGUCUAGCAAAGAACCUCCUAAUAAGCGGCAGAAUGCCAAACUCCGAGUUGACCAGCUCAAGUAUGAUGUCCAGCACCUGCAGACAGCACUGAGGAACUUCCAGCAUCGCCGUUAUGCCCGGGAACAGCAGGAGAAACAACGGGAGGAACUUCUGGCUCGCACGUUUACCACUAAUGAUUCUGACACCACCAUACCGAUCGACGAAACAUUACAGUUUAACGAAUCCCUCCAGAAUGCCCAUCGUGGCAUGGAUGAUCUUAUUGGCAGUGGGACCAGCAUCCUGCGGGGGCUGAGGGACCAGAGAAUGACACUAAAGGACACUCAUAAGAAGAUCUUAGACGUUGCCAACAUGCUGGGCUUAUCAAACACAGUGAUGCGACUGAUUGAGAAGAGGGCCUUCCAGGACAAAUACUUCAUGAUUGGUGGAAUGCUCUUGACCUGUGUGAUCAUGUUCCUUGUGGUCCAGUACCUGACAUGAGUUGACAGUUCCAACAAAGGAAAUCAUCUUUUGGAACAAGACAGACCACCCUUCAGACUACUGCCUAUUUUACUCUGAGUUUGUUUCUGUAGACAGCAGAAUUUGCUAAGUGACAGUCAAGUCAUACAUGGAUAAGUGAAUAGAGGAACAAACAUGGAUUUGGGAUGUUUAUGACCCCAUAACAAUCUCUCCAGCCUUCAAUGCUGUCACUAUUGCCUGUAUACUUAAGGAUCUGGCUACUUAGGAGACAUCAUGUGUAGUGAAUCUUUUGUCCAGUUCUAAUACUAGAUAUGGUUGUGGUGCCCAUCUUCUGAGGCUGAGGAAGAUGUGGCAUGGCUUUCCCAUCCCUGUGCUGGUCACAAGUGUUCUUCAUGUCUUUCUCAUAUGCAGAAGGCUGUCAAGAAGAGCAAAUGCUACAUGGAUCUGCCCUGCAGAGCAUGCAUGCAGAAAGAGUGCUACAAUGUAAGGUCUUGGGUUCCCCUAUGAAAAUUUGGUCCCUUUACACAAGAGGUGAAGUAGGAGGAUGUCGUUAUCACAGCAUGAACGGUUACUAAUUUUCUUAUUUUGCAAUAAGUGGAUAUAGCUCUUCCUGUCUUAGGCCAAGAUGUUGCUAUUUGUAUGUGGAAAUAGACUCCCAGACUCUUUGGUUUUUGGAAAUGCCUUGGUCAUUUCCAGGUUGAAUUCUUCCCCAUGGAAGUUGAGUGCUGGACUCUAUAGUUUAGUAGAAGACUUUCCAGCAUCUAUUUUAACCUCUACUUUUCCUCUAUUGCCACCCUGUGAUAGCAACUUCUCUUACCCCCAUGCUUUUGUUGGGAGAUGAGACACUGUUGCUUCAGUGGAGCUGAAUCUGUAUAUAGCCAACUGUUUCUGCAUGUUCAGCCUUCAAAAGACUCUGUUUCCAUUGCACAACAUGCCCUGUCAAGUUAUUUGUGUUCUGCUUGUAGCUACUACUGAGACAACAGUGGUUGGAGCUAAGGAGAUGAAUAUAUCACUGUUCCACUGCAGCUGCCUCAUGAUUUUCUGUUCAGGAUUUUUUUUAAACACCUGUGGUCUUUUUGACAUGCAGCUCAAAUGAAUCAAAGGGGUGUAUGGUACUAGGGCAAUGACAGUUUCCUGGGGUUACCUGUCAAGAAUUAGAAAUGUCUCUUUCAUCCUUGGUAGCAAGGCUUACGCUUUGCACUCAUCCUGUAUCUUCUUCAGGUUCAGGAACAUUCUUCAUGAUUUGCCAGUUGAGUUAUAGAAAGCUAGGCACAGUGAUGUUAUAGAGGCAGAAUUCUUCCCCUUUUUAAAUGUUUGAUGUAAUAAAAGUGGCCUCUAUUUUAACCCCAGUAUUCUUUUAUAGAUUGCAAGACUUUUGUCUCUUAGUAUAGUUGUGUCCAAACCUUGGGUGUAACCCACUUUAAAUGGCCUUCAUUGGCAUCCUAAUCCCCAACUUCAUGUGCAAGUCUGGAGCAUGUCCAGGUGUUUUGUAAUAGUGGUGCUAUAAUGUACAGGUAAUUUUGUAAUGUGCUGGGAAACCAUUUAACUUGAUGUAACUGGUGAAAUUGUAUCUUAUUCUUCAAAAUACUGCUUUUCACCUACAAGUCCCACAACAGGGGAUAGUCUUUUCUUUUUAAUUGUAUGGUGUAGAAGUGCAUAGCCUGUUCCGAAUUGGAAGUGGGAUUUCUCCACCCCAAAUUUAAGUCUAAAUUGUCUGGGCAAGCAGACUGGAUAUAUCAGUUUGUGCUAAAGCGCUGCAGCUAGACUGACUAAUCUCAAUAUUGCUUCAUAACUUCUAAGGUCAGAAGGGACCAUUAGAGCAUCUCGUGUAAACCUGUGUAAUACAGAGCAUUAAAUUUCACCCACUUACUCCCAGGUGGAGCCCAGUAACUCAAGUUGACUAAAAAUGUUGCGGUAUUCAAACAAGACUGCUGUGUCAAAGGCCAAAAAAGAAGGCUGAGAUGCUCCUAUAAUAGGGAACUGAUAGGUGAGAUGGAUCUUGGUGAUCCAUGAACAGAGGGGCAAAUUUACUCAGAUGGAGCAUUAUUGGACAUGCAAAAACUGAUCGCAUGCUCAACUGAGUGCUCUCUCUUGUACUUGUCCAACUGUGGAUACAACUACCUUUGAAGUGUAUAGAAUAGCAGCAGCAUUUAUGAUGGAAGCUAAGUCAAGAAGUGGAGAGGGAUUCCUUUUUACUUUACUUUGAAUCUGUUCCUUUGUAUUUGGGACUGGAGUAGUAGCCCUGGAAAUAAAGUCCUUGGAGAUGGAAUUCUCUUACCUCA
Molecule: messenger RNA, 2963 nt
Organism: Gavialis gangeticus (Gharial)
Lineage: Eukaryota; Metazoa; Chordata; Crocodylia; Gavialidae
Gene: GOSR2
Product: golgi SNAP receptor complex member 2
Exons: 6
Coding region: 64-702 (212 amino acids)
Biological process (GO): vesicle fusion; intra-Golgi vesicle-mediated transport
Cellular component (GO): ER to Golgi transport vesicle membrane; late endosome membrane; Golgi apparatus
Molecular function (GO): SNARE binding; SNAP receptor activity
Source: RefSeq, a predicted model, not a curated record